AUGCCACCCAAGCGCAAGUCUGAACGCGCUGUGAGUGCAAAUGAGUCGGUUGAAAUGCCUUCCAAAAGGCUACGAAACACUGUAGAUGCACCCCCAGCUUCUGCAGAAUCGGCUUCGGUGGUUGAAGCUACACCUCAGACUAUCGAAAAGAGAGGCCGUGGUCGCCCGCGCAAAUACCCUGAGAGCUCGACUCCCAAGCCUGACCCUGACGCUCCUAAGCGUGGUCGUGGUCGCCCACGGAAGAUUGUUUCUGAGCAAGAAUCCGAGGCUGUCGUUCCAGCGGGUCCCAAGAGAGGCCGUGGACGUCCCCGUAAGGACUCAGGCGAUGCGACACCCGUCACACCAAAGAUCAAGAAGAAGGACGGCCGUGGACGUCCCCGCAAGGACUCAGGCGAUGCGACAUCCGCCACACCGACGAUUAAGAAGAAGGAUGGUCGUGGAAGACCCCGCAAGAACCCUUUGCCAAAUGGAGAAGCUGAAACCGAGUCGAAGGUCAAGCCUGUGGUCGAUGUCAUCCCUGAAACUGGCCGCUCUUUCUGGUUGAUGAAGGCGGAGCCUGAAUCUCGCCUCGAGAAGGGCAAGGACGUGAAAUUCUCUAUUGAUGACCUGGCUACUGCAGAUACCCCGGAGCCUUGGGAUGGUGUGCGCAACCAUGUCGCCAAAAACUUGAUGCGCAACAUGAAAAAGGGAGACUAUGCAUUCUUCUAUCACUCAAACUGUAAAGUCCCUGGAAUUGUGGGCGUGAUGGAGAUUGUAAAGGAGCAUUCUACGGAUGGUUUGUCGCUUGAGACUACACUGCUUGAUCAGUUUGCUUAUCUCAGACGUUUGACAGAGUCCGCUUUCGAUUCCAACCACCCAUACUACGACCCGAAGUCCAAGCGAGACGAUCCAAAGUGGGUUGUCGUUCACGUUGAAUAUCGCCGCAAACUUGAGAAGCAAGUCACACUCCAGGACCUGAAAUCCCAUGGCCAGACCGGAAAGCCACUCGAGAACCUUCAAAUGAUUAAGCAAUCCCGACUUAGCGUGUCUUCUGUGACUCCGGCACAAUGGAAAUACAUACUGGAGUUGGCAGGCGAGGAACCGCAAGAGGAGUUCACGAAGAAGGAAUCCAGUGCUGAGGAGGAACAGGCCUGA
Penicillium coprophilum is the source of this 1134-nucleotide messenger RNA. RefSeq names its product EVE domain-containing protein. The transcript is spliced from 6 exons. Lineage: Eukaryota; Fungi; Ascomycota; Eurotiomycetes; Eurotiales; Aspergillaceae. Gene Ontology annotation, biological process: regulation of DNA-templated transcription. The record is from RefSeq and is a predicted model, not a curated record. Bases 1 to 1134 code for a protein of 377 amino acids. Gene Ontology annotation, molecular function: DNA binding. Gene Ontology annotation, cellular component: chromatin; nucleus.